AUGGCGUCGACGGAUGAUUUUCGUUUGCUGCAGACAAAUGCCUCUUUUAUCGAUCAUGUGCUGUCGAAACAGCGCUUGCAGUCGCGAAGACCGCGAGGUCGCAAGCUGUCAGAUUCGUCAUCUAAUAUUUUCGUCAUCAUCGCAAACAUCAUCCGUCCGUACGCGUUCAAAACAAAAACAAAUGUCGCUUCGCCGCCGCAAAGACGUCGUCGUGACGACCCCGCCUCGCGCGUCGUCGAAGAAUAUCAAUGUCCCUACUCACCCAAGGUGCGCAAUCAGGUGAAGAAUAUUGACACUCUGACACUGUGA
Molecule: messenger RNA, 309 nt
Organism: Ostreococcus lucimarinus CCE9901
Lineage: Eukaryota; Viridiplantae; Chlorophyta; Mamiellophyceae; Mamiellales; Bathycoccaceae
Exons: 1
Coding region: 1-309 (102 amino acids)
Source: RefSeq, a predicted model, not a curated record